Messenger RNA from Macrosiphum euphorbiae (potato aphid), 531 nucleotides. NCBI's taxonomy places the organism in Eukaryota, Metazoa, Arthropoda, Insecta, Hemiptera, Aphididae. The record is from the annotation of a GenBank genome assembly.
AUGGAUAACAAUGAUUUAGACGGAGUUAAUGAAGAUUUAGCAGACUUUAAUAUACAAUCUACAUCAACUUCCGAAACGGCUGAAGAAUUCAAUGUUAAUGAUGCGGUAGAAGAUUUAGGAAUAUUUUUUAGUUAUUUAACAGAAUUAUUAGAACUUAUGGCUGGUAUAGAUACUAAUGAAAAGUUUAAUGAUGUACGUUCAAAAUUAAUUACUGGAGAAACAACUUAUCCACCAUGUUUUAAGCAUAUUGUAACAAAAUAUUUUAAAUUGUUGCCUAAACCUAAAAAGAAAGGAUAUACACUUAUAGGCAAAGAAAUUAGUGAUUAUUUAAAACAAUUUUUAAAAGUUAAUAAUAAUAAUAAUAUUCUUACUGAUCAUCCGAGCCUAGAAGACGAUGUUACUUAUGAUGAAUUGAUUACAUUUAUAAAAAGUUGUAAAUCAACAAUUUCUAAUGAUGAUCAAAAAGCCUUAAAAAAAAAAAUGUAUUUAUGGGUUUUUCUUAGAAAAAUUUCAUAUAGAACAUCAGUGUAA